Salvia splendens (bonfire salvia) is the source of this 3329-nucleotide messenger RNA. RefSeq names its product transportin MOS14. Lineage: Eukaryota; Viridiplantae; Streptophyta; Magnoliopsida; Lamiales; Lamiaceae. Gene Ontology annotation, biological process: protein import into nucleus. Bases 136 to 3018 code for a protein of 960 amino acids. The record is from RefSeq and is a predicted model, not a curated record. The transcript has 27 exons. Gene Ontology annotation, molecular function: small GTPase binding. Gene Ontology annotation, cellular component: cytoplasm.
UGCACAGAAACAGACUUACAGAUAGACACAAUUUUAAAAACACAGCUUGACUGCACAGCAAAGACACUCCAACCCAUCAUCAAUUCAUCUCUUUCUGCAUCAAUCCGCCAAUCCAAUCAAUCGGAAUCAAAAAUUAUGGAGCUGCAGAACACUGUCAAGGAAGCCCUAAACGCGCUCUACCACCAUCCAGACGACGCCGUUCGGAUGCAGGCCGAUCGCUGGCUUCAGGAUUUUCAGCGCACGAUUGAUGCUUGGCAGGUGGCGGAUAAUUUGCUUCAUGAUACUUCCAGCAACAUAGAAACUUCAGUAUUCUGCUCUCAAACUCUCAGAAGCAAGGUGCAGCGUGAUUUUGAAGAACUGCCAUCUGAAGCUUUUCGUCCGCUACGUAUUUCUCUAAAUACUUUACUAAAAUCAUUUCAUAAGGGACCUCCUAAAGUUAGGACUCAGAUUAGUCUUGCAGUGGCUGCAUUGGCUAUUCAUGUACCAGCAAAAGACUGGGGAGAUGGUGGUAUUUUAAACUGGAUAAGAGAUGAGAUGAACUCACACCCUGAAUGCAUACCAAGUUUUCUGGAACUUCUGAGAGUCUUACCUGAGGAAGUUUUCAACUACAAAAUAGCAGUUCGUCCCGAUAGGCGCCGGAGUUUUGAAAAUGAGCUUGCUGCUGGGAUGGAGAUUGCUCUUAAUGUCUUCACCGCUUGCUUGAAUAUAAUUGGACUGUCGGAACAGGCACUUGAGGCUUUUGCUUCAUGGCUACGGCUAAGGCACAGGAUUCCAGCUUCAGCUCUGGCUUCACAUCCGUUGGUGCACACAGCUCUCUCAGGAUUGAAUAGUGAUAUACUGUCCGAAGCAUCUGUUAAUGUUAUUUCUGAAUUGAUUCACUAUACAACAGUGAGAAACCUUGAUGAAGUUACUUCUCAGAUGCCAUUAAUUCAAGUACUUGUGCCUAGGAUUAUGAAUCUGAAGCCUCUACUUAGAGAUCCAUCCAAGGAUGAGGAGGAUGUGAAGGCUGUUGCUCGCUUAUUUGCUGACAUGGGAGAUGCAUACGUUGAAUUGAUUGCUACUGGUUCUGAUGAAUCAAUGGUGAUUGUGCAAGCACUACUUGAAGCUACUUCACAUCCAGAAUUUGAUAUUGCUUCAAUGACCUUUAACUUUUGGCAUAGUCUUCAAAUGCUAAUAACUGAGAGGAGUAAUCCUCAUCCGCACGGUCAUGAACCAUCUUCCGAACCUGAGAAAUCCCCUCAGCUGCUGGCAUUCCAUUCAUCGUAUGAAGCACUUGUUUCCUUGGUUAGUGUCAAGGUUGAAUAUCCCCAGGAUUAUGCUGAUCUUUCAAGAGAGGACCAGAAAGAUUUUAAGCAAACCAGAUAUGCUGUUGCGGAUGUCCUCAUUGAUGCAGCUCUAGUUUUAGGUGGUGAUGCUACACUGAAGAUUCUUUACAUGAAGCUUAUUGAGGCUGUUAGAAAUUGCGGGCAGGUCCAGCAAACUGAUUGGCGUCCAGCAGAAGCGGCUUUAUAUAGUAUACGAGCAAUAUCCGAUUAUGUAUCUAAUACUGAAGGAGAUGUGAUGCCUCAGAUCAUGAAUUUACUUCCUCAACUUCCUCAUCAACCCCAACUGCUACAGACAGUAUGCUAUGUAAUUGGGGCUUACUCAAAAUGGCUCGACACUGCACCAAGUGGACCUUCAUUCUUGUCGUCUCUUAUAAAUAUUCUUGUUAGCGGUAUGAGUAUAUCAGAGGACACUGCAGCUGCAGCUGCUGUGGCUUUUCGUCAUAUAUGUGAUGACUGUAAGAAAAAACUAUGUGGGUCCUUGGAUGGUCUUUUUCAAAUAUACCAAGGGGCAAUGAUUGGAGAAGGCCCCUUCAAGGUUUCUGCAGAAGACUCGUUGCAUCUAGUUGAGGCUCUUAGUAUGGUCGUCACAGAACUUCCUUCUGAACAUGCUAAGAAAGCCUUGGAGGCACUGUGCUUGCCCACUGUUGCCCCUUUACAGGACAUCAUCAAUCAAGGCCCUUUAGUAUUGGGACAGAAGUCUGCUCGAGAUUUAACUGUUCAUAUAGACCGAUUAGCAAAUAUAUUUAGACAUGCGAAUCAUCCGGAGGCUGUUGCAGAUGCUGUUCAAAGACUCUGGCCAAUCUUCAAAUCAAUCUUUGAUAUUCGUUCUUGGGACAUGCGGACUAUGGAAUCUCUUUGUCGAGCGUGCAAAAAUGCGGUGAGGACCUCUAAAACUCUUAUGGGAGUUACGGUUGGUGUAAUGCUCGAGGAGAUACAAGGUUUGUACAAACAACAUCAGCAACCUUGUUUCCUCUAUCUCUCUAGUGAAGUUAUUAAGAUAUUUGGUUCAGAUCCAUCUUGUACAAACUAUUUGACAAUCUUGAUUGAAUCUCUCUUCAACCAUACAACAUCUGUGCUUACAAAAGUUCAGGACUUCUCUUCCCGACCCGACCUGGUAGAUGAUUGUUUUUUAUUAGCAUCAAGAUGCAUCCGUUAUUGUCCGCAAUUAUUCUUUACAUCUCCUGUAUUCCCCUGCUUGGUGGACUGUUCUAUGAUUGGCAUCACUGUGCAGCAUAGGGAGGCCUCCAACUCCAUACUAAAUUUCCUAUCGGAUGUUUUUGAUCUUGCAAAUUCUACUCAUGGGAAGCCUUAUGUACCCAUCCGGGACAAUGUGAUUGUUCCAAGAGGAGCUGUCAUCACCAGAGUUCUUGUAGCUGCUCUAACAGGAGCACUUCCAAGUUCGCGACUAGAAACGGUAACUUACACGCUUCUAGCUAUUACACGAGCCUACAGUUCAAAGGCGUUAGAGUGGGCAAAGGAGGCUAUUUCCUUAAUUCCAUCAAACGCGGUGACAGAGGUGGAAAGGUCAAGCUUUCUGCAAGCUUUGUCAGAUUCGACGUCUGGUGCAGCUGUAAAUGGCCUGACGACUCCAAUCGAAGAAUUAUCCGAGGUCUGUAGACGUAAUAGAUCCGUUCAAGAGAUUGUUCAAGGAGCUUUGAGGCCUCUUGAACUGAACAUGGUUUCUGUAUCAUAGUUGGUGAGUGACAGAGAAGGGCUAUUUUUUCUCUGCCCUUGUCUUCGGUUUCGGUUGAGGCAACUUUUUUGUUUCACUUCCAUAUUUGUAUAUUGUUCAUUUGCCAUUUCAUAUUAGUUUGAAUGAGGGUGAGAGGUUGUGUUGUUGUGUUUUACUUUCAAAGAUAAAACAUAAUCUUUUUAUUGUGAAGGAUAGCUUAAAUAUGGCAGACGGUUGUAAGUCUCUGGUUUGGUCAAUUUUUUGGGGGCAAAAUCACUUUAUUAUAAAUUUGGUUCAUGUCUGAAUUCUUGUUAAUGGCAGCUUCAUUUUCA